AGACUGUGCUACUUGAAAAUCAUUUUAGUCCAGAAUGUGAUCCUUAAGUGUCUUAUUUUUAUUAAAUAAAAACUUAGAAUAACAUUCGUGAAGUGUUUUGUGCGAAAUAGUAAAUUAAAAGUGCUAAGUGUUUUUUGUAGGGAUCGUGAAGUGCCUUAAUACCUACACUAACGGGUCAUUUUCUGAUUUCUUCAAGAUUAAUCAAAGACACAUCGCUAAUGAUAACAGCCGCUAAGGAAGCUUUUAAUUAACUAAAUCUUAAAUCUAAAAGUAGACAUACCGCAAUUAUUGAUAUCAUCAACCGCUGUAAUUAUUGAAACCUUGUGCCUAAUCAUUAUAGAAGCAACUAUAUUUAUCGUGAUUAUCACAAGGAACUAUUUACCUAUGCCUUUAUCAGUGGCAAUCAGUUCUACAAACAAUGUGUUAAGAAUCAUUUGCCUUGAUUCCAAGUCGUAGACGCUGAUUUGUGGUGUAAAGCCGAUUAGGCGUAUCCAAUAAUACCCAGAUUAAUCAUAAUCACUUCCUUUCACAAUGGAUAAAGCGUCGAAUAACGUUGCGAAUCACGCAGAAGAGAAGAAGCUUGGUUGCUGGGCUAAGUUCAAAAGUCUGUUUGAUGAUAGAGGCUUCGAUCUAGAGUAUGAGUUCAACGAUACACGCUCCACCACUAUUUUGAACGAAAAUAGUGAAGUGGAUGGAAGUGUACGAGAUGGUAAAAGAAACGAAGUCUUAAAUUCCAUCAGUAACUCAAAGGCAGAGGACACAAUUUUGGACGGCGAGCUGUCGGGGGUGAUCAAUUUUUACGAGCAGUUCGCAACUUUAGCAGACGAGGUGAAAGAUGAGGACCUUUGGAGGAAGUCCUCGGGAUUCAAGAACCGUGUGUCCAUGAGGCCGAGUAUGCACCUGACUAAUAUCAUUGAGGAAACCACCAGUUUAGGAGACUCGGAAUUGUAUGAAACGGAAUUGAACAGGUCGCCGCCGCCCGCGCACAUCCCCUCUGCGCUCAUCUACGCGCCCUCGGAGCCCUUAGAGUUGCUAUGCGUAUUCCCGGAGCGCGCAUCGCGCGUGUGCGCAGCGGCGUGCGCGGCCGCGACGCGCGUCGGCGGCGAAGGGCGCGCGGUGCGUGGCGCGCGCGAGACGCUCGACGCGCUGCGACGCGAUGGCGACGCGCGACCGCCGCACGUCAUCGUGGUGGACGCGCGGCAACCGCAGUCGCUUGACGCUACGCUUCUAGCCAAAGCGAUUCGAGGAACAAAGAACACCCAGCACGUAAUUCUCAUAGCUGUCGUGAAGAAAAGCGCAUAUCUCAAAGACGACUUCGCGGUGCUACCCUACCUGGAUGCUGGGUUCAACAGGAUCAUGGUGGAGACAGUGGGUGCGACAGCAUGGUGCGCUGAGAUGCUGCAAGCACGCGCCUCGGCAACAGCUGCGCGGGCGCAGAUCGCCGCGGUGGCAGCCCUGGCCGCCGCCACCGACCGCUGUCGGGACCUGGUGGCCGUCACUGAUGACCAGCAGAGGAUACUGCUCACCAACAAAUCCUGGUGCCGGGUUCUGGGCUGGCGCGUAGAAGACGGACCCAGACCGUUAUCAGAGGCGGCGGGGGGCGAAGCCCUACGGCUGGCCACGAGCGGCGCCCGCGACUGGGAGGCACCCGUGACUCUCCGCCGCAGGGCUGCUCCUGACCCGAUCCUGCUGCCUUGCAGGGGUGCCACAGUAGCCAUGACCAGGACCAUCUCUCACGUAGUGCUGGUCUGCGAGCCGACCAACGUGACAGAAGGGGAACGCGCCCGCGGCUCCCUUCACUCCAUCCGCCGCGGUUCCUUAGACGUCCGCUCGGUCGCCUCCGACGGCCUCCGAAGAACAUCACUAGCGAAGCUUCAAGGACUGCCACUUGAAGCUCCUAUUACUAAGCCUAUCCUGAGCGCGCGGCGAGGCUCUCUGGACGUGCGGUCCAUAGCGUCCGACGACCUGCGCAGGACCUCCCUGGCCAAGCUCCAAGGACUGCCUCUAGAAGCACCCAUCACCAAGGUGAUAGCCCUCCUCUCAGCUGCCCAAGAGGGUGCUCCGCCCUCCACAGUGGCUUGCAUCGAGCGUGCUGUGGACAUGCUGCGAACAUCUGAGCUGUACUCCCCACAGAUGAGGGAUGACUCCAAACUAAGGGUAGAAGACCCAAUCGCCACAGACCUGAUUGGUGCACUGCUCUCGCAAGGGCCUACAAACGUGCUGUCGUCACGACGCAGCAGUAAUGACUCCACUGUUGUCAGAUCACAGACCAACAGGACUAACAUCAAACACAAAGCGUCAGGCCAACUGCGCGAGCUGCUAGACACAGCUCUAAGCUGGGACUUCGAGAUCUUCCGCCUCGAAGAACUAACCAGAGGCAGGCCGUUAGCUCACCUGGGCCUGGCGUUGAUGGGUGGCCGUUUUGACAUCUGCGCGACCCUCGAGUGUGAUGAGAGAACGCUACUGCAUUGGCUGACGGUGGUGGAGACGAACUAUCAUGCGGUUAAUACGUACCACAACUCGACACAUGCCGCCGAUGUUCUCCAGGCAGUAGCAUACUUCCUGGAGAAGGACCGUUUGAAGAGCGUCUUCGAGCCGCUGGAAGCAGCAGCUGCGUUGAUCUCAGCAGCGGCCCACGACAUCGACCACCCCGGCACAUCGUCCGCCUUCCUCUGCAACUCACGCCAUCCCCUGGCUGUUUUGUACAAUGACGUCAGCGUGCUUGAGUCGCACCAUGCAGCGCUCACCUUCAAGCUCACCCUCAACGACGACCGCGUGAACAUAUUCAAGAAUCUCGACCGCGACACGUACAAGACGAUGCGGCACAACGUCAUCGACAUGAUCCUGGCAACAGAAAUGACCAAGCACUACGAGCACCUCGCCAAGUUCGUCAACGUGUUCUACGCCAAGUCCAGCGGCAGCAAGGAGGAUAUGCACACGGACGAACCCCUGUCAUUAGAUACCACGGCUCUUUCAUUACCUGAGAACGUGAUUCUGGUGAAGAGGAUGAUGAUCAAGUGUGCCGACGUGUCCAACGCUUCCAGGCCACAGAAGUUCGCAUUUGAGUGGGCAAGGAGGAUCGCCGAAGAAUACUUCCUGCAGACGGACGAGGAGAAGGCCAAGGACCUGCCCGUGGUGAUGCCGAUGUUCGACCGCGCCACCUGCUCCAUACCCCGUUCGCAGAUCGGGUUCAUCGACUACAUCAUCAUUGAUAUGAUGGAGGCCUGGGCUGCGUUCAUCGACAUGCCGGAGCUGGUGAACCACGCGCGCGGCAACCACCAGCGCUGGCGCGAGUUGGAUGAAGCCGGCGUCACCACCAUCGCCGACGUACUGCGGGCCCAGAGGCAGCAUGCACUGCCUGCACCCACCACCGCACAACCUACGGCCGAGGAGUAAGGAGGUACCAGAUAUGGGCAGAGACUGAAGAUGUCACCACCACCGCUAACGUGGCAAGUUCUACUACUAUCGCUGAAAGAUAUCACCACCUCCGCUCACAUAUUUUAUAGGUCUGCUGACCAAAGCCUCAGUCCAUAGCUGUGGAGUAAGGAUGUACCAGAUAUGGGCAGAGAGAUGCAACCACCUGCGCUGGCGCGAGCUGGACGAGGCCGGCGUCACCACCAUCGCCGACGUACUGCGGGCCCAGAGGCAGCACGCACUGCCCGCGCCUACCACCGCACAACCUACG
Ostrinia furnacalis (Asian corn borer) is the source of this 3685-nucleotide messenger RNA. RefSeq names its product phosphodiesterase 8 (gene Pde8). The record is from RefSeq and is a predicted model, not a curated record. Lineage: Eukaryota; Metazoa; Arthropoda; Insecta; Lepidoptera; Crambidae. Gene Ontology annotation, biological process: signal transduction. Gene Ontology annotation, molecular function: 3',5'-cyclic-nucleotide phosphodiesterase activity. The transcript is spliced from 17 exons. The coding region runs from base 532 to 3396 and encodes 954 amino acids.